Knipowitschia caucasica is the source of this 930-nucleotide messenger RNA. NCBI's taxonomy places the organism in Eukaryota, Metazoa, Chordata, Actinopteri, Gobiiformes, Gobiidae. The record is from the annotation of a GenBank genome assembly.
AUGGUGGCGGUUUUCCUGGUGACUUUAUACGAGUAUUCUCCCCUGUUCUACAUCGGCAGUGUGUUUUUAUGCUUCUUCGUCACGGCUGCUAUGGUUCUUGGGUGGAUUGGCUUUGACGUCAAUGCCAUUCUCCGGAACUCUGAUGAAGCCGAAUCCGUUCUUCCGACUCCAGAAAAGCAGAUGGUCCGUGUGCCCAACCCCUUCACCCUGGAGCUGUCGUCCAAACCUGCAUCUGUGACCGAGGGAGCGUGGGUGCGGGUUUUCUGCCUGGAGUCUUCGGUCCUCAGCUGUUUCUGGGGCUGUGACACGGCUUUGGUUCAGUCCGUUCUGCAGAAGCUACAACACAGUCCUGGACCCGGGCCCCUGCUCCAGAGUCUGGCCCUUCACUGUCUCAGCAGCCAGACCUUUCAAGUCAAAACCACAAACUGGACCGAGUUCUUCACAAAGGUUGACACAGAGCAGACUGACGGAAAGCGGAUCACAGACUUCGGGCCUUUGCCGAGACGCUGCUACCCCCUGGUGGCGCUGUUGUCUCUGGCGCAGGAGGCAGUGGACCGUCAGAACAUCGUGUCCAGUGUGACAGUCAUCCACAUCCCAGACGGCCGGUACAGUCUCUCGCAACGCAUCCUGUUUCAGUACCUUUUCACCGCGCAGGGAAACAUGUAUGAAUUAAAGCCUCUGUUCAUGUCGACGGAGAGUGAGGACAGAGCGGAGUCCAGCGUGGGCAGCGGAGAGAACACAGAGGAGCAGGACUCUGAGUGGAGAGAGAGAGACUGUGUGGUCUGUCAGAACGCCACCGUGACCAAAGUGCUGCUGCCCUGUCGACACACGUGUGUUUGUGAGCGCUGUGGGCAGUUACUGCAGCACUGUCCGGUCUGCAGAGGCUUCAUCAUGGAGGCCUUCACUCUGACACAAGACAUUGCAAGCUAA